AUGUGCAAGAGUUGGGGCAACUCGUAUCAGCCCGAGAAAAGAGAGAGCGUGUAUCAAAUUCCCGGAAUGGAGAGUAAGAACCGCCCCUUGAAGACUCUCGAUGAGCCGCAGACUUAUGAAGCUGAUGCCAAAACAUUUGCUCGUCAUAAUAUUCUCUGCGAACAAAAUGGUGUCUGGAAACUUCCUGAAGGUGUUCCACAGACUUUGAUGGAAUGCUUCCAACAGGGUCUCAAAGCUGCUGGAGAAGACGGUGUUUGCUGCGGAACUCCAAACGCUGAAGGAAAGUACGAGACUCAAACCUACGGCGAGCUGAAGACCAUUGCUCAGCGACUUGGAAACGCCUUCAACAAGCUCGGACUUAUCAAUGGCAAGAGCAAGAUCGCUAUCUUCUCUGCUAACUGUUUCGAGUAUGACGCCAUUAUUAUUGGUGGCUACUUUCAGAAUCUCUGCAAUGUCUCACUCUACGAUACUCUUGGUGAGGAAGCCGUCAAGUUCAUUCUUGAACAGACCGAAGCCCCAAUCUGCUUCAUUCAAGACCAGAAAAAGCUCGAUUUGAUUUUGAAGGUCAAGCCUGAGCACCUGAAGACCAUCGUUAUGCUCAGAGAGUACAAAACCGACAACACCGAUGUCAAUAUUGUCAGCUUCUCCGAUUUUGUCGGCACUGGAGAUAGCGACGAUUCCAAGAAUGUUCUCCCUACCUCAUCUGACAUGGCCACAAUUAACUACACUUCUGGAACAACCGGCAAUCCCAAAGGUGUCGUGCUUACCCACAAGAACAUCUGUACUGUCGCCAACGGCAUCACCAUCUUUUCCGUUCCCGAGCCUUGGAACACCAACGACGUCUGGUAUUCCUACCUUCCAAUGGCCCACAUCUUCGAGCGAGCUGUCCACUGCGUCCUCAUGAGUGUUGGUGGCCAGUGGUGGUUCAGUUCCGGGGACAUCAAGAAACUCCUCGAUGAGCUCGCUGUUGUCCGACCUACCAUCUUCGGCUCUGUUCCUCGAGUCAUGAACCGACUCUACGACAAGAUUCAGGCAACUAUGGCUGAGAGCAAACUCAAGGGCUGGCUUCUUGGUGCCGCUACUGCUUCCAAGCGAGGUAGACUCGACAAGGGCCAGGUCACCAAGGAUACUCUGUGGGACAAGCUCGUCCUCAAAAAGGUCCAGAAUCUUCUCGGCGGGCGAAUCCACACUUGGGUCUCUGGAGCUGCUCCUUUGAAUCCUAAAGUCAGAGGUUUCAUCAGAGAAAUCUUCAGUUGCUACGUUAUUGAAGCCUACGGUCAAACUGAAAAUGUCGGCUGCGGAACCGGAACUUCCUUCGUCAAUUACCAAAAAGAAGACGGAUGCGUUGGACCUCCCCAGCCAUGGAACGAGAUCAAGCUUGCUGAUGUCCCAGAUAUGGAAUAUUUCGGAAAAGACGGCAAAGGAGAGAUCUGUUUCCGAGGAGACAACGUCAUGCAAGGGUACUACAACGAUCCUGAAAAGACUGCCGAAACCAUCGAUGAAGACGGUUGGCUUCAUACCGGAGAUAUCGGACAGUGGAUGGAAAACGGAACUAUCAAAAUCAUUGACCGAAAGAAACACAUUUACAAAACCGCCUUGGGAGAGUACAUCGCCCCGGAAAAGAUUGAAGGUGUUUAUGGAAAACAUCCACAUAUCGCUCAAAUGUUCCUUUGGGGAUCUUCUCUUCAGGCCACCAACGUCGCGAUCAUCGUUCCAGAUGAGGAGAAAUUUAUGAAGGAAUAUGGAAAGUGCCGAACAUUCCAAGAAGCCUGCGCCGAUCCCGAUACUGCCGCUAAUUUCCUCAGUGCUAUCAAUAAAUUCGCCCGCGAAGAUGGAGUCAAAGGAUAUGAAGUCCCAAAAGCCAUUUACCUCGAACACGAGCUUUUCUCUAUUGAAAAUGAGCUGCUCACUCCUACCCAAAAAGCCAAACGACCAGCAAUCCAAAAGAAAUACAUGUCGAUUAUGGAGAAACUCUAUGAAGAACUGAAUAACUAA
Oikopleura dioica is the source of this 1995-nucleotide messenger RNA. The record is from the annotation of a GenBank genome assembly. NCBI's taxonomy places the organism in Eukaryota, Metazoa, Chordata, Appendicularia, Copelata, Oikopleuridae.